AUGUUGCGGCAUUCUGGACUGAGGAAGAAAAAAAUCAGAAACUGCUGCUGCCAAGUAGAACAAGGCUCCGCUGUCCAAUCUGCUCAUUAUGGUGGAAGCAGAUUUCAAUGUGUACAAAUAUUGGUUCACUGUGGUAUAUGGAAUGAGAAGAAGCAGAUUCGACUCGGUCGCAUUUUUAUACUUGCGAAGCACCACCAACAUUUCAUCAGCAAAAUCAGGGUUUAUUUGAACCUUGUUGUCGAUUUCGGUCAUAUAGUCCAAAAAGCAAUUGGUAGUAUGGGAAUAAUGGCGAGAAUAUGGAAGAAGCGAAUACUCUCGAUGAAGAAAUAUUACUGCGUAAUCAUUUUCCAAAAAAUAUUCGGCAGAAGUAGCUCCUCUGGUUCCUGCACUGAAAUUGUCAAUGAAUCUUACUGUGUUAUUUUCAAGCGGAACCGUAGUUCCUCCAGAAGUCACUAA
Molecule: messenger RNA, 456 nt
Organism: Meyerozyma guilliermondii ATCC 6260
Lineage: Eukaryota; Fungi; Ascomycota; Pichiomycetes; Serinales; Debaryomycetaceae
Exons: 1
Coding region: 1-456 (151 amino acids)
Source: RefSeq, a predicted model, not a curated record